Messenger RNA from Chlamydomonas reinhardtii, 3402 nucleotides. RefSeq lists its product as uncharacterized. The record is from RefSeq and is a predicted model, not a curated record. The transcript is spliced from 14 exons. NCBI's taxonomy places the organism in Eukaryota, Viridiplantae, Chlorophyta, Chlorophyceae, Chlamydomonadales, Chlamydomonadaceae. Bases 63 to 2627 code for a protein of 854 amino acids.
AUGAUACUUUUCAAGUAGGGGUGCAUUCUAAAUUAGAUAAACGUAGUCGCUCCUCGUCGACCAUGGCUGGUGUGCAGCAGCGCGACCCUCUGGUGGAGGGAUGCUUGCAGCUCGCCCGUGCCACGGGAUUUAAGCAACCGGCCGAAGCGGGCACAGCGACGACGCGGAUGCAGCUGACGCGCGCCAUACGGCCCGCGAACCGGGAGGCGGUCCAGGGCCUCAUCGACCGCUACAAGGCGCCCGACCAGGCCGCCCGCAUUCGGGCGCUGGCCGCUGACGCUCGGGCGGCCGGCGCGCACACGCCGCAGCAGGUGGACCUGCUCCACGUCCGCCGGGCGCUGCAGCGGCGCCAGGCGGCCAUGCAGCAGCGGGCGCAGGAGCAGGAGCACGCGCAGGCGCAGCUAACGGCGCAAACGCAGGCGCAGAUCAAGGCGGCGCUGGAGGAGCAGGCGGCGCUGGAGCGCACCAAGCAGGAGCAGGCGGAGCAGCGUGAGCGGGCCGCCAGCUUGCAGCAGCUGCUGCACCGCGGCCGCAAGCUACGGCCCAUGAUGGAGGGCUUCGCCGCGCACCAGCGGCAGCAGAUUGCCGCAGUGCGCAAGCGCAUGCGGAGCGAUGCAGAUCCCGCCGCGGACGCUGAGAUGUAUGAGCGCGUGGGCCAGCUGGUGGGGCAGGUGCAGCAGGAGCUGUGGCAGCAGCUGAACGCGGAGAGCAUGUCGGCAAUGUCGGCGGCCAUGGCUACCGGCGGCGCGCUGCAGCUCACCACAGGCGGCGGCGAGGACGACACGGGGCCGCUGGCGCUGGCGCUGCGGGCCGAGGCCGCCGCCGCCGCCGCCUCGGGUUCCGGCUCCAGCCCCACUGCAGGUGUCGCUGGUCCCGACCUGGAGCCGCACCUGCACCUGCCGCGCACCAGCCCGCUGCAGCGGCACGUGCAGGCGCUGCUGCAGCUGCCGCCGCGGAAGCUGGCUGCGGCAGUGGCGCAGCUGUCCAGGCUGAGCUACGGCGGCGUGGCGGGGCUGCUGCGCGGCACCGACCUGCUGGCGGACGCGCGGCGGCGGGUGGCGGCGCUGGGCGCGGCGGUGGACCCGCUGUUCGACACGCGCAAGCUGCAGCAGUCCGAGCUGGAGGCCACCCUGGCGCUGCGCACGCUGGAGGCGGAGGUGCGGGCGGCCAAGGCGGCAGUGCUGGAGCUGGCGGCGCUGCCGGCGGUGAAGGCGGCGCUGGCGCGGCCGGGCGUGCUGGCACGUGUAAAGGUGGAGUCGCGCAGUGCCAUGCUGUCUGCGGCACGUGAGGCGCUGGAGGCGCUGCGGCGCGAUGCGGCCAGCAGUGCGGCUGUCAAGGAGGAGGUGCUGCGGCUGGAGGCGGCGGCGUUCGACAUGGAGGGAGAGGAUCGGCGGCUGGAGCGGCUGAUGAGCCUGCUUGGCCGCAGCCUCAGCGCCGCGCUGUCCGAGUGGCAGCAGCAGUACCCGGCCAACCUGGAGUUUGUCCAGUCCAUGCUGCCCAAGUCCUAUGGCGAGGUGCUGGAGGCGGCGGGGCGCUCCGUGGACCGCCUGGCGCGCGGCGUGGAGCAGCUCAUGCGGCUGCCCGCGGAGCUGCUGCCGCUGCUGGCGGCGCAGCGGGCAGGCGCGGCCGCCGCGGGGGCAGGCGCCGGGGCUGCGCCAGCUGGCGGCGCUGGCGUGCUGUCGCUGGCGGCUCACAAGGGCCCAGCGGUACUGUCAGCCACCGGCUCGCUCCAUCUCGCCCUCACCCUGGUGGAGCGCAACCGCCUGGCCCUGACAUACGUCGGCCAACCCCGCGCCGCGGCGGUGCUGCGGACGGCGGCGUUGGGCGGCGGCGCCACCGCUGCCAGCCCCGCCGCGGCCUCGGGUUCAGCUGCCGGCGCGCUGCUGCUGCGCGGCUCUGCCGCCAGCGCAGCCGCCACAACCAUGAGCCACAACGUGGAUGCGACCGGCACCGGCUUGUUCGCGAUGGGAAAUGGAGGCGUGGGCUUUGGGGAGGGGUCGCUCCACGGGUCGGAGGCGCGUGGCGCCGGGGGCAGCGGGAGCAUGCCAUCGAAGCCGGCCGCAGCCGCCGGGGCCGCGGUGGCGUGGGGCCCCGGGCCGGCGGCGCUUGGUCUGCCGGUGCUGUGCUACUGGCAGGCGCUGGCGUUGGCGCUGGACCCCUUGGCGCCGCUGCGCUGUCCGUCCGCGCUGCUCUGCGACUUCCUGGAGCGCUUCAAGCAGCACGAAGAGGGUGCGAGGUGGCUGGCUGGCGCGGACGGCAAGCUGCGGCCGCGCCACAAGCAGCUGGCUGCGCUACCGUCGUCUGCGGCGGCGCUGCGGGAGCGGCUGGGCGCCAAGCGGCAAGCGGAUGCGGGCGAGCGGCUCGGAAAGCUCUCGCGCUCGCGGGCGGACCUGGUCACAGCCGCGCAGAAGAUUGGGCCGCGCGUGGAGCGGGCAAUGCGGGAGAUGGAGACGCAAGGCGCGGUACAUUUGGUGCCCUGGCGCACGGUGGACGGCAAGAGCUGCGGCCAGUUCCUGGAGGAGAUACGCAGCCUGUUCAGUCGCAUUCAGGCCGCGCAGCAGCAGCAGCUGGGGGGAGGAGGCGGAGGCGGGGGCUUCGGAGCGCCGACUAUGCGCCUGGGUUUCUAGAUUGCAGUGUUGGAGCAGCUGCGAGUGUGAGGCGCUUGUGGCGGUGGAUGCGGUGUGGGGGCCAGGCGUUGCUGGCGGAGGGAGUUGGAGUGGCGAGGGCGAGGGAAGCUGCUGCUGGAUAACAGUCGCAAAGUGUGCUUGCCGCAUGGACGGGCACAGUGCAGCUGGCGGACCCCCGCCCUGUAUGAUGGCUAGGUGCUGAUUUUUUGCUGCUCGCGGGCUUUAGAAUGGACGCGUUGUUUCAUGCCAGGCGGAACGGGCAAAGCCGGUGGUGGCGGCGGCGGUGGUGGUGGUGGAGGGCCUGGUCCCACCAGCAGCAGCAGGAGCAGCAGCAGCGGCACAGGGUCCGGCGGCAGCGGCCCUGGGCCCAGCGGUUGCUGCGUGCAUGUGCGUAGCGGAGAGGCGAGCAAGGCCAAGUGGAGGAGGACAGCGCGGCGUCGCCCAAGAAGCGGCGCCGGCGCGCAGGUUGAGGCCGGCCGGUGUCUGGUUAGCGGUCUUUGCUGGCAAGCAGAGCACAGCACAGUGUUUGCUUGCCCUGUGCUGGCUGUACUUGUGCUUGAUCCCCGGACCCGACUGGACGUAUGGUGGGCCGUGCCUGUACACAUUGCGAGGGAAAACCCCUACCGCUACGCAGUACUCCGGCUUGCCCCUCCCCCCUCAGGCACCCCGCCCGCGGUGUAAGAGGGGGGGGGGGGCAGUUACCAGCCCAAGCCAAUGGAGGGGAAUGGAGGGGUGGUGCAAGGGGGUAUGUAGGGCGAUUUCCUAAGAAGACCAA